AUGACUGCGACUCAAUUGCAAAAAUCCUUUCCCAUCGGACUUCGUACCACUUUUUCGGGAUGUAGUUAUGCAUUGAAAGGAAGUCAAGAAGUUUAUGACAUUACGAAAUGGCCAAAAUAUACCGGUUUCUAUGGCAAAGUACCGACUUUACUGUAUUACAAGACAACAACAAAUCGACUGUUGGAUUGGGGAAAUGGUGCUAGACUUUUAUCAUUCAAGCCUAAACAAGAAGGAAAUUUGAUUCAUAGCUUUAAAAUGUGGUUGGCUGAUGAUCAAACUACUCAACAUGAGGAAAAUCAUUCCUCCAUUGAUAUUAUUGCUGAUUAUCUAAGCAAGUUUCAUCAACAUAUAUUGGAAGAAUUGGAAAAGAAAUUGGAUCCUCAAUAUACACCUGAUCAAUAUUGUUAUUGUCUCACUGUACCUGCAAUUUGGUCUGACCAUGCUAAAGCAAUGAUGCGUGAAGCUGUUAUAAAAGCAGGAAUGAUUCAAAUGGAUGAUCCAUUAGAUAGACUUACUUUGAUUAGUGAACCUGAAGCUGCUGCCCUUUAUUGUGAACAAAAAUGCGACAUGUCAAAUCUCAAACAUCAGGAUAAAUUUAUGAUCAUUGAUGCUGGUGGUGGUACUGUAGAUUUGAUUAUUUAUGAAGUUCAACAGUCUUCUCAUGAUAAAACUCGCAAAUUGAAGGAAUUGACAAGUGGUUAUGGUGGGAUUUGUGGUAGCUCAGAUAUUGACAAAAAUAUGCGCAAAUUACUCUUGAAAAAGUUUGGUGAAGAAGGAUCAUCUAUGCCAAUAUGUACUUUGGAAAUGAUUAUGGAAACAUUUAUUGAAUAUAUCAAACCCGUGUUUCAUGGUGAUGAAGAUCAAUACUUGGAUAUUCCUGCUACGGCCUUAUCUUAUUUACCUGAAGGAUUAUUGAAUGAAGAUUAUCAACUUGUUUUAUCAGCAGAAGAACUAGCACAAGAGGUGUUCAAACCUGUAUUUGACUCAGUCAUCAUGCUCAUCAAAAAUCAAUUAUCAACCAUCAAAGUGAAUACAGCAUUUCUUGUAGGUGGAUUUGGAAGCUCGAUCUAUUUGUAUCAAACUAUCAAAAAGGCAUUUCAAGAUCAAAUUGAUGAUUGUGUUGUCCCUCCUCAUGCAGAAUUAGCUAUUGUUCGAGGCGCAGUAUAUCAUUGUAUAUCUCCGGGAUUAGUGACAAGUAAAGUAGCUCGGUAUACUUAUGGUGUACGUACACGAUUACCAUUUGAAGAAGGCUUGGAUCCAGAAGAAAGUGCAGUAUUUACCUCGGAUGGUAUCAAAAGAUGUUCCACUCGGUUUGAUAUUAUUCUACGAAAAGGUGAACGUAUCAAGGUAAAUAGUAAAAUUAGAAGAUCUUUUUGGGUGAGUUAUCCAAAGCAUACAGAAGCGGACCUUUAUAUAUACAAUGGUGAUGAUCCAAUUCCUCGACAAAUCAAUGAUGUUGGUAUCAAGAAAAUAGCAGAUUUUCCUAUUAAAAUGCCUUAUUUACCUGGAAUGAUGACUGGUGAAAGAAUAGAUGUUAAUAUAGAUUUUAUAUUUGGAUUGACAGAACUAAAAGUAGAUGUUUUAGUAUCAGGUUAUAGGUCUCAGUUUACAACUAGAAUUCUUGACAAAUAA
Messenger RNA from Halteromyces radiatus, 1632 nucleotides. RefSeq lists its product as uncharacterized. NCBI's taxonomy places the organism in Eukaryota, Fungi, Mucoromycota, Mucoromycetes, Mucorales, Cunninghamellaceae. The transcript is spliced from 9 exons. The record is from RefSeq and is a predicted model, not a curated record. Gene Ontology annotation, molecular function: ATP-dependent protein folding chaperone; ATP binding. The coding region runs from base 1 to 1632 and encodes 543 amino acids.